Molecule: messenger RNA, 1258 nt
Organism: Erigeron canadensis
Lineage: Eukaryota; Viridiplantae; Streptophyta; Magnoliopsida; Asterales; Asteraceae
Product: protein PHYLLO, chloroplastic-like
Exons: 5
Coding region: 756-1178 (140 amino acids)
Source: RefSeq, a predicted model, not a curated record
CACAAAUUAAUAAAUUAAUAUGAAACUCUUUUUCCCAUGUUAAUGUGUGAAGUUCUUUUUAAUAUCAUUUUACCAUAGAUAUAUAUAUAUAUAUCUACUACAGUAUUAAUCAAUUAAAAAUUCUUGUAAGAAUUAAUCAAGUAGUUUAAUAAUUUUGAUAUGAAAUACAGAAGUUACUACAGAUGCACAACUCAAAAGUGCACGGUGAAGAAGCGGGUGGAAAGAUCGUAUCAAGAUCCGUCGAGUAAUUACUACAUAUGAAGGACAGCAUAAUCAUCACUUGCCUGCAACGCUCAGACGGAAUGUUGGUAGCGGAAUGUUGUAUCUGCCAUCUAUGACUAUGAUGGCAGCACAAAGUGCCAUGAUGUGGGGGGUUGCAGCCGCUUCGUCAAGCUUCCCUCAUCGUGAGUUUCUAGCUCAUCAUCAUCAUGCUGGGUUCUACAAUAAUUCUAGUGGUGUAGCUAGUAGUGAACGGAUGAUGUACUACCAGCAGCAGCAAACCCCAUCAUCAGUAGUAGUUCAGCAAAUUCAGAUGCAUCAUCUACUUGCUAUUAUCUUGAUUCCCUACAGACUAGCAUCGUCAACUAACAGUUUAAGCAAAUAGUUGAUGCGGCAAUUGGAUUGUAUGAUGUACAAAGUGGAUUUAAGAAGAAGACUAAACUCAAUUGGGUCAACUCUUAGUUGAUAUUAACCAAAUUUUGGGAGUUAAUGCUAUAAGUUUGAAGAUAAAAGAUGGAGCUCAUGAAACUGCACCAAUGUUUUACCUUAAAGAUGUCCAGCAGGUGAACCAUUUUGGCUCAUUUGUGAGGCACUUUUUCAGCCUUACUGUACCCACAGACAUUAUUUCUGCUAGGAUGGUUCUUACCACAUUUGACUCUGCUGUAUAUCAUGCAACUUCUUCACCAUGUGUGCCGGUUCAUAUCAAUUGCCCUUUUCGGGAACCUCUAGAAAGUACACCAAAAGAAUGGAGGCAAAGCUGUUUAAAAGGAUUAGAGAUUUUCAUAACACCAAAAGAAUGCAACUUCUUCACCAGAAAAUGCUUGAUUCUGGAACUUAAGUGUGGAUAUUGGAGGGUUAGAGGUGCAUUAUUAGCACUUGAUAUAAUGAGCAAUUUCCCAGGCUUCCGGCUGAUUUUGAGGUUUCUGCACAACGUAGCUCAGGCAUGUUUGAUUUACUAGAAUUUGUGAUUGGUUUUAAAAUAACUUGUAGUUGUAUGAAACGCAUUGUUUUGAUAUAUAUGAAAUGCGCUCUUUUGCUA